Molecule: messenger RNA, 1938 nt
Organism: Etheostoma cragini (Arkansas darter)
Lineage: Eukaryota; Metazoa; Chordata; Actinopteri; Perciformes; Percidae
Gene: nufip1
Product: nuclear FMR1 interacting protein 1
Exons: 10
Coding region: 206-1912 (568 amino acids)
Biological process (GO): box C/D snoRNP assembly
Cellular component (GO): nucleus
Molecular function (GO): RNA binding
Source: RefSeq, a predicted model, not a curated record
UAUCUCCCUUUUUAGAUUUUUGGGGGGAUUUUAGUUGUGUUCACAUUGACGUCCUUCCUACUCUCGCGGAAGUGACGAACGUGUGUGCAAACUACACUAGAGCAAAAACAUGCACAUGUGAGAGCUGCAUGGUGAGAAACCUAAGUUUACUUCAAAUAUAACGUUAUUUCACUAUCGACGUGAAGAAAGGCUUCGGACACGGAGUAUGAAUGAACCGGGACACUAUCCUCCGCCGGACUUCGGCUGUCCCCCUCCUCAGCAGCCCCGCUCGAGCAGCUUCCAUCCCAACAUGUGGAGCUGGGGCGAGACGUCCUCCGAGCCCACCUGGGACUCUAGCGGCCAGGCGGGAUGGCAUCACGGAGCAGCGACAGGCUUUGGUUUCCCAGCAGGCCGUGGAAACUAUGGAUCGAAACGUCCACACGGUCAAAACUUUGAUCGGGAAUGGCAUCAAGGUGGACAUCAAGGUGGAAGACAGAAUUAUGGAGCUCCUUAUCCUGGGAAAAGGCAGAAAAAUAAAAAAGAACCAGACUAUUCUCAUUUUUGUGACACCUGUGACCGGGCCUUCAAAAACCAAGAGAAGUUUGAGGAACAUGUUUCUCAACACGUCCAGUGUUCUGUACCUGACUGCAGCUUCAUGGCUCAUGAAAAAAUAGUGAGCAUCCACUGGAAAAAUAACCACGCACCAGGCGCAAAGAGGAUUAAGCUUGACACACCUGAUGAGAUUGCAAAAUGGAGAGAGGAGAGGCGCAAAAACUAUCCAACACUUCAGAAUAUCGACAAGAAGAAAAAAGUGAUGGAGGCGCAGGAGGAGACGGGAGCCGUUCUGGAAACAGCUCAGUUUGGUCGAAUGAGAGGAAGAGGACGAAGUCGGGGCCGUGGCUGGGGUAACAGAGGGUUCCAUGGGCAACACCCUCGAGGCCCUCACCCAUCAGCCAGAAGUGCUACAGACAGACCUCCACCUCUCACCAAGCCCUGCAGGGACGUGGAUCCACUGGGAGCGCUGGCCAGCAGUGAUCAUGAUUCAGACGGAGAAGACCCAGCUCUUGAGUCCAGGACUGGUGUCCUGGUUGUGGCGCCUAAACAGAUGAGCUCCGCUCUGGGAUCCCUGGUGGCCAACUACGGGUCUAUGAGUGAAAGUGAUGAAGAACCAGAGGCCACCCCUAUUCAGAGAUAUAAGGACCUUGUACAAGAAAACCAGGCUCUGCUAAACACAACACCACUAAAGUCCCAGGACAGAGGACCCUCCAGAGGCCCAGAAACAUCUUCUAAGGUUACAGAUGCUCAGAAAGACGCCCACCCUAACUGUGCCCUUCACACACCUAACACCAGAAGAGGAAGAUGGGGAAGAGGAGGCAGGGGAGGAAGGGGCGGUAGAGGAGGACAUCAAGAUACACCGCAGGCCCGUCGUCCCACUCUACUUCAGAUGUUACUGGCCCCAGAUAUUCGCCAUGAGAGGAAUGUCCUCCUGCAGUGUGUGCGAUAUGUUGUCCGAAACAACUUCUUUGGCCAGGAGAGCAGACCUCAGAACCAGAAGGGCAUCCAGGAGAGAGUCUCACCAGCUAUACCAACCGGAGACUAUAAAGGGAGUCAAGAAAAGCCACAAGAUGAAGCCCGGGCUGUGCCUCGGUCUACCUAUCUAGUUGGUGGAGAGAGAAGUUCAGUAAAAGUCAGUUAUCAAGAGAAUUUAGAAAAACUUAAAGGUGCUGCGGUUGACCAGUGCUCGCAUACGUGCUCAGUAUCAUCCAAGGAUCCUUCUGUAGAGCAGUUUGCAGGGCAUUUUAUCCAAAAUACUGAAGACCCAACUACCAAAGACUGCCACAACCCUUAUUUGAAGGAAACCAAUCAAAUCCAAUCUACUUCUUAUAUUUUCGAUGAUGAAAUAUGGGAGAGCCCUGAUUCUGUUAUGUCCUAAGGAAUUAUUAUUCAGUUCUAAAACAU